AUGAAUCGUUCACUGGCUGCAAGCCCACGUAAUGGCUAUCUGGACUCUAUCGCUGAUUCUGCAGGAUUUCCAGGCACCUCCUCACUCGAGUUGGAGGCAAUUGCUGCUGUCCAUGAACUUUCGUAUGCAGUACAGUCGAUGAGUGUUUCGGAAAUAUUACCACGAACACCGGAUUUGAUAUUCGUCAAUGUCACCACUGCAGAAGGACAGCCGUAUUGCCUGGAAUUAACGCACAAAGGGUGGCGAAUCACUUCGUUACGAACAGACUGUAUGGUCGGUGAUUUCACCCGCCUGGAUCUCUUCAUCAAAUACUACGACUCUCCCUGUGAUCUACUGAACGCCAUAUCUCCAUCAUAUCGAGAACGGUUCAAUGAGAAGGUUGCCAUGCGACUGAAAAUGGCUGAGACUGGUGACAAACACUGUGUGGCACCAUUUGGCAGCUAUGACUCAUCAUACCUUAACUACUACCUGUAUCGAAGAAGAAGUAGUUCAUCAAGCGAAGGAAGUUCACUUUCGGAUAAGGAAUCACCAGAAUCAUCGGCUUUGUCACAAGUGGAUGAACUAGAUAACGAAACUCUAUAUAAUUGA
Cooperia oncophora is the source of this 588-nucleotide messenger RNA. Lineage: Eukaryota; Metazoa; Nematoda; Chromadorea; Rhabditida; Trichostrongylidae. The record is from the annotation of a GenBank genome assembly.